AUGGCCUCUGAAAUGCACAUGGCUACCCUCCCCUGCCUGAGUUUGUUCCUGAUUCUCUGGAGCUCCACGCCAGGGAUCUUGGGCCAAGAAUUUCGAUUUGGGCAUUGCCGAGUACAGGGGGUAGAGCUCCAGAAACUAAGGAAGGCCUUCUGGACCGUGAAGGACACUGUGCAAGCUCAGGACCACAACACAAGUGUACGACUGCUGCGGAAGGAGAUUCUACAGAAUGUCUCGGAUGCCGAAAGCUGUUACUUCAUCCGUUCUCUGCUGAAAUUUUACUUGAAAACUGUUUUCAAGAAUUACUACAACAAGACAACUGAACUCCAGAUCCUACGGUCAUUUUCUACUCUUACCAACAACUUUAUUGUCAUCAUAUCAAAACUGCAACCCAGUGAAGAAAAUGAGAUGUUCUCCAUCAUUGAAAGUGCACAUAGGCAGUUUCUGCACUUCCAGGGAGCAUUUAAACAGUUGGACACAGAUGCAGCUCUGACUAAAGCCAUCGGGGAAAUGGACAUUCUCUUGACCUGGAUGGAGAAAUACUACCAGCGUUGA
Molecule: messenger RNA, 552 nt
Organism: Orycteropus afer afer
Lineage: Eukaryota; Metazoa; Chordata; Mammalia; Tubulidentata; Orycteropodidae
Gene: IL24
Product: interleukin 24
Exons: 5
Coding region: 1-552 (183 amino acids)
Cellular component (GO): extracellular region
Source: RefSeq, a predicted model, not a curated record